Messenger RNA from Panicum virgatum (switchgrass), 751 nucleotides. RefSeq lists its product as uncharacterized. The record is from RefSeq and is a predicted model, not a curated record. Bases 38 to 640 code for a protein of 200 amino acids. Lineage: Eukaryota; Viridiplantae; Streptophyta; Magnoliopsida; Poales; Poaceae. The transcript has 4 exons.
UCAUGGUACAUGAAGAGCAGUCAACAUAUUUUUUGGAAUGUUGAUCUGCUCUGUGCUAAAUCCUUCAUCCUUAAAGAGGUGCCGCUGCCACACUCUCCCAACAUUAUACCAAGGCGUGCACUUUUUAUUGAAGCUGACUAGGAUUCAUUCUGUUUUUAUCUUAUUUGAGAGGCAAUAUGUUGUUUCUUGCCCAGUCUGGCAUCUCUUUGCAGUGAAAUUCAGGUCAGGGGAUCCAGCAGCAUGGGCGGCGUGGCCGGUGGCAGCAGUAGUGAAGGUCAAGACCUUGGAUGAAGGGGCGUCCACCAUAACACGCAUGGCCACCUCGUCCUUCAACCCCCCACAGCAAGGCUGUACAGCUUCAGCUCACUGCUCCAGAGCAUCGUUCUUGCCUUCUUGGAUCUUGGGUGAUUCGUCCGCACCUGUGGGUCUCGGGUGCCUCAUUCUGUGCCAAGUCUUUUUGUUGUUCAGAGUGUGCCCAGUAAUGGUUACCGCCACUCGAGCACUUUCAGAUCAGGGACUUCCUUGUAAUUACUAUAGGUCUGUGAAAGAACUAACUGGCGAGCCGUCUGGAAGCCUGUUUCCUCUGGAAGAAAACUGUUUGUUAUCAGAGCUGUCAUGUGCUUCCUUUCUUGGUUGCUAAGAUGUAAAUACCACUCAUGAAAGCACAUCCAGCAGAGCCUAAUCUUAAAACAUGAGACUGAGGAACUUCAACCGUAACGGUUUGAUCAAGUUUUCAAUUAUUUCACAUCAA